Mya arenaria is the source of this 1020-nucleotide messenger RNA. Its product is annotated as hydroxyacylglutathione hydrolase, mitochondrial-like. Gene Ontology annotation, molecular function: hydroxyacylglutathione hydrolase activity. Bases 119 to 943 code for a protein of 274 amino acids. The transcript has 8 exons. The record is from RefSeq and is a predicted model, not a curated record. NCBI's taxonomy places the organism in Eukaryota, Metazoa, Mollusca, Bivalvia, Myida, Myidae.
AUUUCAAUUCAAACAGGCAACACUUCAGAUUGGAUAAAAAUGGCAUACCUAGUUUUUCACGUAAAUGACAACCAUACAUUCCUUUAAAUGCAGUUGAAACCCAAUUGAUUUAACGAAUAUGAAAGACAACAGAUUCUUUUGUAAGAGUACUGUUACCCAGCUACACAAGAUGAGGGUGAGACUUGUCCCGGCACUGGAAGAUAACUACAUGUACUUACUGAUUGAUGAGACCUCCGGACAAUGUGCUGCAGUAGAUCCUGUAGAACCAGAUAAGAUACUGUUGGCAGUAAAAAAAGAGAAUGUGGAGCUGUCAUGCGUUCUAACCACCCAUCAUCACUGGGACCAUGCUGGGGGAAAUGAGGAGUUUGUCAAGAAAGCCGGCUCUAUGCCUGUGUAUGGGGGAGAUGAUAGGAUAGGUGCACUUACAGAGAAAGUCACACAUGGGACAAAAAUAAAGGUGGGGAAUCUGAAUGUUGAGUGUUUAUUCACACCUUGUCAUACAUCUGGCCACAUCUGCUACUAUGUGACAGGAGAUGAGGCAGAUCCUGCAGUGUUUACAGGUGACACCUUAUUCAGCGGGGGUUGUGGCCGGUUCUUUGAGGGAACGGCCCCACAGAUGUAUGAUGCGUUGAUUAAUAUACUUGGGAAACUGCCUGCUCACACGAAGGUAUUCUGUGGUCAUGAGUAUUCAGUCCAGAAUCUCAAAUAUGGACACCAUGUGGAACCAGACAAUGCUGACAUAACAGAGCGGUUGAAUUGGGCUAUGAAGCAGAGAUCCAGUAGCCUUCCAACCAUACCAACUACAAUAGCAGAUGAGUUCAAGAUCAACCCCUUUAUGAGAGUUGGUGAAUCAUGUGUACAUAAACAUGUUGGCGGAGAAAAUGACCCCAUCAAGGUGAUGCAACUCAUCCGUAAGGAAAAGGAUACCUUCCAAGCAAAGUGAAUAGAAGACAAUAAACAUGUUCUAGUACAUUUGUUUAAUAUAUCAAAACGCUUAUAGAAAUAAUCAAAUGCUUUUUU